Danio rerio (zebrafish) is the source of this 7171-nucleotide messenger RNA. The record is from RefSeq and is a predicted model, not a curated record. Lineage: Eukaryota; Metazoa; Chordata; Actinopteri; Cypriniformes; Danionidae.
UAAAGACAAUAAGUCUCUCGUUUUUUUUUACUUUCUGAAGUUAAAAUAGGAUCCAAAUCCCUCCCAUUUUGAGGCCCACCACAACAUGAUAUAAGAGUGUGGUUUCCCCACCCACGGAAUUGAUUGACAGCGGCGUAUUAACAUGUCACUAGUAACGUGAAUAAUCAUAUCAAAAAGAAAGCAUAAGCGCAAAGCAAAGGGGAUUUAAAGAUCUGUUCAGCUCCCUGUGGUCAUCAGUCAUCAUCAAAUGUGAUCAAGAAUGAGUUUUACAAGUUUAAAACGUUUUUAAAACAGUGCAAGUUUGUAAUGAAUUACAGCAAUUUUACCGUCUUUACUUCAUCACCACAGCCGCAUGUCAGUACAAUUAUAAAAGAAGAUGCUUCAAUCGCGGUUUGUGGACGUUAAAUCAGGUUUAUUUUGCAAAAAAAAACUUUGUUUGCAGACUCAAACGUAAGCUGCCUUGGGGUCAUUUUAAUAUAGCAGUCACGGUCAGAUAUAAAAAUACACUUUUUAAAUGAGUAUUUAAUAAAAUAACUGGUUCAAAUGGUUAAAUUAAUUGAAUUUUCCAAUCAAUUAGUCGUUUAUAAAAAUGAAAUGAUUAUUCGGUCAUAAAUUACCCUCAUGUUAUUCCAACUCCUUGAGACAAAUUCAGAUAUUUUAGGUGAAAUUUAAGAGCUGCUCCAUCCUCCAUAGACAGCAACAGAGGGGUUGAUAUGUUCAAAGUUCAGGAGAGCAAUUAAAAACAUUGUCAAAAAAUUUCAUCUGACUCUAAACUAAUCAAAGGAAGGCCGAAGAGCACUUGUUGGCCAACAAAAUUAUGCGUGUUUAUUACGUGCAGUACGUGUUGUGCUGUAAAUAUGGCAAUGUGGUACUGAAUGUAGUAAACGCGCACCUGGACCUGACCCGGGUAAGAGAAGAACGGUUGUAGUUUGUAUUUAUUUUAAGUGUUCUUGUAGCUGCCUAUGAUUAAAGUUGUUUAACCACUGAUGUUCCAUGGAUUGUUUUUACAAUAUCUGGAUUCUUUUUCUGGACUAUGAAUGUCUUUGUACCAUCGUUUUGCAGUUCUGUGGUGAAUGAGGGGUUUACAAAAGCAACUGGACAACCUUAAGAAGAAAGUGGACCUAAACAUGGACCAUUGUACAGACCAAUAGCUAUCAGAGAGAGAUGAUUCCACAUGAAGCACAUGGAUCCUUUCCUGACAGGAGUCCUUCCAAUGGGCAAGACUAUGGUACAAGUGGAGCAGAGUAAUAGGACAAUGAAAAUCUGAGUUCUGCUUUGCAUGUAAAACAUUUUGAAAAAGACGAGUGGUUAAAUUACAGGAAAAGCUCCAAGACCAUGAAGUCUAACCAGGAGCGCUGUAAUGAGUGCCUUCCGCCAAAGAAGCGGGAGAUUUUAGCACUGGAAGAGAAGCAGGUGCUGGUGUCAGCUGCUGUUAGUGAGAGCCAGAGUGGAGAAAAUUUGGCUUGGCUAGCCAGUGUUGCUACCAUGGCUAGCAUGGCCCACAUCCCCAACAAUGCAGGCCCAUCACAUAGCAACAGUUCUGAGCCUGACAGCCCCCCACCAUCAAAUAAGGCUCUCACUGUGGUGGCAGAGUACCCUCCAACUACUACAUCUGCUGGCUUUUCAUUCUCUUCCAAUAGUUCCACCUACAGAGGAGUCUUGUCGGGGCCUACCGUACUAACAGCAAGUCCUGCGGUUCUCUCCACAAGCCUUCCUCAAACCAUAGGUUCCGUCCAAUACACACAACUUCCCCCCAAUCUCCAGCUCAUAGGGCCCUAUACAAGUUAUAUCUCUUCACAUAUUGUCCCAUCCACAUCCAGUCCAACACAACCACAGAGAACACCACAAGAGAUCUUGGCCACAACAGCUGUCAUCUCUCAAGCAUCCAGCCUUGAUUCACAGAGUCAUGUGAUUUCUUCUAUACCAAAUGUUUCCCACAGUCAAUGCAUCCAGGUCGAGAGUGCUCCUUUGGGUUUGACAGUUUCUUCUCCUUCUACACAACUGCCCCUUCAAAUCCAUCCACACUCAGCUGUCCUUGCUCCUCAUGCCCUGGCUCUCACCCCCUCUCAAGUGGUACUACACUACACCGAUGGCUUCAUUGCAAAGCAGCCAGACUCCCAUCGCAGAGAGGUGCUGAAUGGUGCACUAGGGGAUGUUACAGUAGUCAAGCACAAUACUACAAUGGCCAAAGGGAUCUCUAGCCAGCCAGAUGUUGAACAGAACCACAAGCAAAACCAUAACCUGGGUAUCCAGACGCAAGCUCAGGUUCUGCUGCCUGCAGACUACACCACUAAUGACAGAGCAGGUCUGCAGACUUCGCUGAUGCUGGUAUCCAGUAGCCACCUUGCAGCAAACAGCAACUCGGACAUCCAAAGUAUCUUGGGUAAAGACCACUCAUCUUUGCACCUUGCUGAGAGAGGAGGGAUCUGCCUAGGCAAGCCAAUGUCCAGAGUGUCCUCCCUUACUUCUUCAGACAGCCAAGUUUCUCCUGCCUCAACAAUUUCCCCCCACACACUCAUCCAGGCUCCUCACAAUGCUCCUCAACAGGAACUCUCCACCAGCCUUUACUCUGCUACACAGCUCCCAAUUAUUGGCUACAUCACCAGUGCUUCUGGUGGACCUCAGCAAGCAGUAACUGGUUAUCAGAGCAACCUGCCACAGCAUGUGGUAAUCUCAGGCAACCCCUCCUUGCUCAUUCCGGUGAGUGCCACUAACAUCAAUCCGUCUACUGCUGAGCCGGAGGUCACACGCUGUUCUGUCAUCCCCAGUUUAGCUAAUGCAUCAACAGCUCUGCCCCAGACCUUUAUUAAUACAUCCCCACCUGCAGCAGUAGCUUCAGUUCUACCCAAUGGUAAAGACAUCACAGGGUCUGAUGGAGGUCUUGUCCCCUGUGCUGUGCCAAGUCCUACCCAAAUACAGCUGCCUGUUCUUUCAGGCAGUGUAGUGAGAUCUCCAGUCCCAGCUACACCUCCAAUUUCCACAAGCCCUCACAGCUCACCAUCAUCACCAACAGCAGGACUUCCUCCAUUCUUCAUGAAGGGCUCUAUUAUCCAGUUGGCAGAUGGCGAAUUGAAGCGUGUGGAGGAUCUGCGGACAGAGGACUUUGUGCAAAGUGCUGAGGUUAGUGGAGAACUGAAGAUUGACUCCAGCACUGUAGAGCGCAUAGAGGGCAGCGGCACUCCUAAUGCUGUCAUCAUACAGUUCUCAGUGGGAGAGAACAAAGCCCAGGUGUGUGUUGAGGUUCUGGUGGAAUACCCUUUCUUUGUGUUUGGUCAAGGUUGGUCAUCCUGCUGCCCUGAUCGCACCACCCAGUUACUAGCGCUAUCCUGUGCCAAACUCUCUGUGGGCGAUGUCUGUAUCUCUCUCACUCUUAAAAGUCUAAAAAAUAGCAUUCAAAAGAAGGAUCAUUUUUCAGACUCUGUGAUGAAACACAGCCUUUUAAAUGCAACCAAAAACAAUGGGCCUCUUAUGGAAAGACCAACCCAAGUGGAUGAUCUCAAGAAAGGACACAAAAUUCCAUCAGAAGUGGAAAAUAGUAUUGUAGAAAAACUUAUUGAGACUUCCAACACAAAAAUUGUGUUGUCCCUUUCUGAGAAUGGGGGCUCAAAUCCUCAGACACUAGUUAAUCUUCAGAACCAAGCUGAAAAAACAUAUACAUCCACUGCAGAGAGACCCAUUAGUCGCAAGAGGAGAUGGUCUGCCCCAGAGAAAGCAGACAUGCAGAAGUCGCGAGAGGACCCUCAGAUUUUACCCAAAUUUUCCUUCAUCCCACAUCAGCUGAAGGUCAGCAUUGAAGGCCGUUCCAGCACAGGUUGUUGAGAAGCUUCUGAACUCCAUAGAGCAGUGAUGGGGAGGUGAUUUUUAACAAAGAAAUACAAAAAUUAGCCUUACUUAAUUAGCCUUAAUUUGACAAAUCACAUAUAGUUGAUUAAGUGAAUAAAAUUAGUUUUUGCUUGGUGUUCAAGAUGAUGCUUUUGCUUCAACCACUGAGAUUCACUUUCCCUAUCACUGCCAUGGACUCAAGGAAGGCCAAGGAAGAGCAGAUUUGUUUUUGGUACUUUGUUGCUUUCCUCUGACAUUCAUAUCCAGGUUACUGUAAUGUUAAGUCAUUUUACACAAGACUAAUGUGUGUGAUUAUUUGAGUGUGUCAUAUGUAACAUUGAUCCUUACACUUACUUUUUCUAAAUCUGCUGGACAUGACAAUUUUGGGUUGUAUAGCGAAAGGUCUGACCAUGUUUUUUUUCUCUGCUUGCUACUCAUAUAGUAUCUAAUUUUGUGUACAGAAUUCAUUAAAAAUCAGGGUCCUGACUGGAUAGGGACUGUUACAAGGACUGAUGGCAAAAAGUAAAAAGUGCUUUUGGUUAGUUGUGAGAGUCUAUUUAUCCUGACAGAAGCCACUUUCCUCUUGUUACUGCCCAGAAAUGUCCUGUGCUCAUACUGUUGGCUAAGAGUGACAGGCUUUGCUCAAGUGACUACUCAAGUGAAUCAGACCAAGGUCAAGAAUAGCAUCAAGAUUCAACAAUGAAUGUUAAAUGAUUUAUCCAUAUAUUUUCAUUCAAUUGCUGAUAGUCUUUUAGAUAUGCAAUACUGAGCUUUCACAUACCUCAUAUGUGCAUUUAACAAAUAACCCAGUCAGACUGCCUGACUGGAUCUGUGAUCUCAGUUUAGAAUGAGAAAGCAUUGGAGAAAUCCUGGCUGUGUGUAAAGAAUCUUUGCUCAGAAUUAGCACUUUAAAGAAAGGUUAAGGAACGCUGAAUGGACGGAAACAUUCCCACCUCUGUUUUGUUACUACAGCAACAGACAGUUUUGUGUGCUGUUGGUCAUUUUGUGCAUUACUACCCAUUAUAUGUGCAAAGCACUUCUCAUUUAGUAUUUUUGAAUUACUGAUGUCUUCUUUACACUAUUUUAAGUGUUGUGGGCCUUACUUAGUCCAGCUGCAAUAAUACUCAAUGUUAAAGACGCAACUGAAUCCCUAUACAAGACAAAUAACUAUACGCAGCAUCUUUGAUGCUAUAAACUAGCCAAGUUUUUCAUGUUUAUCCAAAAUACAAAUGCAAAUUUUGAAUCAAGGUUAGCUUAUAUAUAUAAAAACCUUUAGCAUCUAAAGGCCCUGGUUAUACUUCAAAUGAUGUUCAUUUUUUGAGGGCAAAAAGAAAUUUGAAAUGGCUGAGUGACGGUAUUGACCUUACUGUUCACACAAAUGGCUCAAGACUUCUGGUUUCUGUCACUUUCAUUUAUUUUUAGAUGUUAGAUUUUAGAUGCAAACUUAUAUUGUAUUGUUUGAUGAUCAUAAACAAGCUCAAGUGUUCAUGGGAGAAUGCCUAACCAGUCCACAUGUGUUUUGUAGACUCUGAGAAGAUAUUCGACUGUGUCCCUCGUGGCAUUCUUUGGAGGGUGCUCUGGGAGUAUGUGGUCAGAGGUGCUCUGUUAAGGGCUGUCUCAUCCCUGUAUGAACGGAGCAUGAGUUUGGUUUGCAUUGCCGACAAUAAGUCAGACUUGUUUCCAGUGUAUGUUGGACUCGUUGUAUUGGUGCAGCGGCCUCAGUAAUGCGAUUAAUGUACUGGUCUAUUGUGGUAAAGAAGAAGCUAAGCCAAAGCUCUCAAUUUACAGAUCAAUCUACGUUCCUACUCUCACCUAUGAUCAUGAGCUUUGAGUCAUGACCGAAAGAAAAACAUCUUAGAUACAAGCUGCCGAAAUGAGUUUCCUUCGCUGGGUGGCAGGGUGCACCCUUAUAGAUAGGGUGAGGAGCUCUGUCACCCGGAAGGAGCUUGGAGUAGAGCUGCUGCUCCUCCACAUCGAGAGAAGUCAGCUGAGGUGGCUCGGGUAUCUGUUUUGGAUGCCUCCUUGAAGCCUACCUAGGGAGUCGUUCCAGGCAUGUCCCACCAGGAGGAGGCCUCGGGAUAGACCCAGGAUACGCUGGAGGGACUAUGUCUCUUAGCUGGCCUGGGAACACCUCGGGAUCCCCCUGGAGGAGCUGGAGGAUAUGUUUGGGGAGAGGCAAGUCUGGGGUUCUCUUCUAAGACUGCUGCCCCUGUGACCCGGCCUCGGAAAAGUGAAUGAAAAGGAAUAAAUGAAUAUAAUUGUACUUUUUUCCCUUUGUUGGGUUGUGGCUGCGUAAUACAUAUGCCGAAAUCAAUGGUGGUUCAAUCUGUUGUGGUGACCCCUGAUAAAUACUGGACUAAAUCAAACUUUAAAAAGCACGGCACGACAUGGUGGCACUCCUUAUCUGGUGUGUGACCCCCUCUAAGUUUUUUUUAAUCUUUCCUCAGAAGAUUGUAUAGGUGUGGAUGCAUCUGUAGCAGCUCUGCUACUCAACUCUACAGUGUAUUUCAUUUAUGUGGCUAACUUGGUGUUGUUGUGUUGGAUGCCUUAUCCCCUGUCUGGCAUUAGAUAUGAAUCAAUCUCGUGUCAAAGAAGGCAGAGUUCCAGAACACACCCACCUAUUAGGAAAUUGCCACGAUGGUGUUUAGGAGCCAAAACAAACUCCCCCAAAAGUUUGCUUUGGUAAGCAGUUUCAAACUGCCAAAACAAACUCAAACGAUCUCGAUUUAAACAGAAUUUGUUCCAAAUUACGUCAUUUCAGUUUGUUGUUGGAUUUCAUUUAAAGUAUACCUGGGCCUUAAUGAUGUUAAUAAAACUUUAUAAAUCUGUAAACAAACAAAAACAUUAUCCUACUAUUAAGAAUCAGUGGGUCAGGAAAAUGAUGUGCUGUGAAUCUGCUAUGCCAUUUAAAGCAGAAAUCAGCAGAAAUGGGAAAAUAUGGGUUAUAAUUUAAAAUAUAAUUGCAGUCCCUCACAUCUUAGUUUUCUGGUUGUAUUAACUUAAAUGUGGCACCUACUCAGUGUAAGUUAUCUCAGCCACUGUCUUUUAAAAUGUUGAUUUCUUCAUAAUUAGCAGUAUGCCAUUAAUUGCCUAAACAUGAACAGUCAUUGUACCUUCUCUGCAGAGAAAAAAAAAAAACACAAAAUGAUGAAUGUUGAGACGCUAUUUUUAGAAUUUAGUAUCCACAUUAUCUAUUUUCUCUGUCUUUAUCUUUACUGUGCUUGUCAUGUUUAACAAAUUUAAAGGAAUUAUAGUGCAUUGACAAAUUACAGAUAAGGUAAACAUACUUUUUUAAAACAACAAAUAUAAUUGCUAUAUUCCAUAAAUAAAUCAUUAUGGGAUUAUCUUC